This is a messenger RNA of Musca vetustissima, 783 nucleotides long. RefSeq lists its product as uncharacterized. The annotation marks the transcript as partial. NCBI's taxonomy places the organism in Eukaryota, Metazoa, Arthropoda, Insecta, Diptera, Muscidae. The transcript has a single exon. The record is from RefSeq and is a predicted model, not a curated record.
ACACACACGCAGUUGUUAUGGCGGGUCCACAAGUACAACGUCCAGCCAGCGCCUACUAUACCGGUUUAAAUGGUUCAUCAAAUGGUGGCCAUCAUGGCAACAAUGCCAAUGGUGGAGGAGGUGGGGCUGGUCCAGGCGGCGGAGGAGGUUUAGUGACCAGUACAUCGCAUCACACGGGAUUGCACACCAUACGCACCAUAUCACACGAUAGUGAAUUAAUCUAUCGCGGCAGUACAAUAAAUGCCUCGAAUGGUACACAUUUGACACAACAUAACAGCAACAAUAAUGGAACAGGAGGCGGUGGUGGUGGUGGAGGCUCACACACAUCUCUACACCACCACGAAACAUGUACGGCAAGUACCAGUCGUUCCGUUAUACAACAACAACCCGGACCCACCUCAUCAAUAGGUAGCAUAUCUGGUGGUGGCGGCAUUGCCGGUGUCGCCGAUAGUAGUACAAUAAAUAUUGCCUCUAUAGCUGGCACUGGCCAGAAUCCUAGUGAUGCUUUAAUUGUUCCUGUGACAACAGCUUUGCAACAACACCAACAACAACAAUCCUCAGUUUCAGCCGAACAGCAACAUUCCUUUCAAGCUUCCAAUCGUGACAAACAGCGUAGCAUAGAAAUUAUCGUCGACGCCUCAAAGUGUGGCGAUCUGAAGUCAAGUGAAGAUGAUGUGGAACAGGGUAAAUCGAGACGUUCAUCGCGGCAUCGUCAUCGACCGUUACAUCGAAGACUGAUGAACUAUUUGAAGAGUUUCUUUCAUCGAACUACCACACAAACUG